Messenger RNA from Oryza brachyantha (malo sina), 1727 nucleotides. Its product is annotated as UDP-glycosyltransferase 79-like. NCBI's taxonomy places the organism in Eukaryota, Viridiplantae, Streptophyta, Magnoliopsida, Poales, Poaceae. The record is from RefSeq and is a predicted model, not a curated record. The transcript has a single exon. The coding region runs from base 95 to 1516 and encodes 473 amino acids. Gene Ontology annotation, molecular function: UDP-glycosyltransferase activity.
UUCUUCUAUAUAAAGCACCAGGAGCUCCUCGUCGUCUUUCUCAUACUCCAAUUGGUAAGCCAAGAAGAGAGAGAGAGAGAUCGAGAAGCCAGCCAUGGUGGUGCACUCCGGCGAGCAAAGCGUCCACAUUGUCCUCGUGCCCUACCCCUCCCAGGGCCACAUCAACCCGGUGCUCCAGUUCGGCAAGCGGCUCGCCGCGCACGCCGGCGUCCGGUGCACCGUCGCCGUGACGCGGUUCGUCGCCGGCUCGACCACGCCGUCCCGUCUGGGGUCGGUGCACGUCGCCGUGUUCUCGGACGGCUGCGACGAGGGCGGCCCCGCCGAGCUCGGCGGCCACCGGGGCCCCUACUUCGAGCGGCUGGAGCAGGCCGGGUCGGUGACGCUGGACGCGCUCCUCCGGGAGGAGGCGGCUCUGGGGCGUCCGGCGACGGUGGUGGUGCACGACACGUUCAUGCCGUGGGUGCCGGCGCUGGCGCGGCGGCACGGCGCGGCGUGCGCAGCGUUCUUGACGCAGACGUGCGCCGUUGACGUCGUGUACACGCACGCCCGCGCGGGGCGCCUCGCGGUGCCGGUGAGGGAAGGGGAUGGGCCGCUCCGGCUGCCCGGGCUGCCGGCGCAGCUCGACGUGGACGACGUGCCGACGUUCUUGGCCGCCCACGACACGCACCACCCGUCCAUGCGUGCGCUGCUGAUGAACCAGUUCGCCGGCCUGGAGAGCGUGGACCACGUCUUCGUCAACUCGUUCUACGAGCUGGAGCCACAGGAGGCGGCGUACAUGGCGGCGACGUGGGGCGCGAAGACGGUCGGGCCGACCGUGCCGUCGGCGUACCUCGACAACCGCCUUCCCGACGACGCGUCGUACGGCUUCCACCUCCACACGCCGAUGACGGCGGAGUGCCGGGAGUGGCUGGACGCCCAGCCGGCGGGCUCCGUCGUAUACGCCUCGUUCGGCAGCAUCGCGGCGCCGGGGCCGGAGCAGAUGGCCGAGGUCGCGGAGGGCCUCUACAGCAGCGGCAGCCCCUUCCUCUGGGUCGUCCGCGCCACGGAGACGGGCAAGCUCCCGGAGGGGUUCGCCGCCAAGGUGAAGAAGACGGCGAAGCGCGGGCUGAUCGUGCCGUGGUGCCCGCAGCUGGAGGUGCUGGCGCACCCGGCCGUCGGGUGCUUCGUGACGCACUGCGGGUGGAACUCCACCGUGGAGGCGCUGAGCGCCGGCGUGCCGAUGGUGGCGGUGCCGCAGUGGUCGGACCAGACGACGAACGCCAAGUACAUCUCGGACGUGUGGCGCGUCGGCGUGCGGGCGCGGCCGGACGGCGGCGAGGGGGUGGUGAGGAAGGAGGAGGUGGAGCGGCGCGUGAGGGAGGUGAUGGAAGGGGAGAGGUGCAAGGAGUACAUGAGGAACGCGGCGAGCUGGAGCGGCAAGGCGAGGAGCGCCAUGGGCGAAGGUGGCAGCUCGGACAGGAACAUCGCCGAGUUCCUGUCCAGGUACAUGCUGCGCCAUGGGAUUGGGACCAGAUGAUAUGCUAUAAUAGUAUUGCGAUCUGGAAUUCAUUUGGGUGAGAUUGAUCGGCUGUCUGAAUUUGGAAACUGUUCAUGCUCCAUAUUGUUGCAAAUAAUAAAUGCUACUUAUGCACCGGUAUGGAGGUUGAGUUGGGUUAUGUUGACAUGCCAUUCUGAAACAUAAAUAUCCUGCUUGGAUUUACUACAUUUUGCAAUACAGAGCCAUUUCA